ACUAAAAGCACAAGUGUCUUUUACUGGCAGGAAGCUGUAACUUCUCAAAUUUUCUGAGGAGGAGGCUGAGAAGUUAAAAAAGAACUCCUUCCUUUUCUCCAUCAGAUGUUUAAACUGAUUUUAUACUACCCAUUCCUUUAAGGCUAGGAGGGCCCAGAGGUCUCACAGAUGAAUAUUGAUUGAAAGGAGGUUUCAGUAUGAAUUGUUAUACUUGGCUAUCUCUUCUGCUAACACUUGGUCAGCUAUGGCCUGGCCUUCCAAGUAUGCAGAACCAUAACAUCCACAAAAUGAACCAACCUUUUGCAACACUUCAGAGAGUGAAACGUGGCUGGGUAUGGAGCCAGUUUUUUGUGCUGGAAGAACAGAUUUUAACAGAGCCUUUGUCUGUUGGCCAGCUGAAGUCUGAUUCCGACAAACUUGAUGGCACUUUCAAAUACAUUUUGACGGGGGAUGGAGCGGGAAGCAUUUUUACUAUCGAUGAGUAUACAGGUACAAUUCAUGUGACACAGAAGCUUGAUCGAGAAGAGAAACCUUUCUACACUCUAAGAGCACAGGCAAUUAACAGGAAUACCCAGCUGCCCGUUGAACCUGAGUCAGAAUUUAUCAUCAAAGUUCAGGAUAUCAAUGAUCAGGAACCAAAGUUCUUGGAUGGACCUUAUGAAGCCACUGUUCCAGAGAUGUCUCCUGAAGGUACUUCGGUGAUACAGGUUACAGCUACAGAUGGAGAUGAUCCUGCUUAUGGCAAUAGUGCCCGACUGCUUUAUAGUAUUUUGCAAGGACAGCCCUACUUCUCAGUGGAGCCAAAGACAGGGGUCAUUAGAAUUUCUUCCCAAAUGGACAGAGAAACUAAGGAGCAAUACUUUGUCAUUAUCCAAGCCAAAGAUAUGGUUGGGCAAAUGGGUGGAUUUUCAGGAACAGCAACUGUAACCAUCAACCUCUCUGACAUUAAUGACAACAAACCCAUAUUUCAACAAAAGUUCUACUACAUGAAUAUCUCUGAGGCAGCACCACCAGGCUCUACCAUAGGCAAAAUCAUGGCAGAGGACAGUGACAUAGGGGAGAAUGCAGCCAUGAAUUAUGUCAUCGAAGGAGAGGAAUCACUUGUUUUUGACAUCAUUACUAACAAUGAGACCCAAGAAGGAAUUGUUAUAUUAAAAGAGAGAGUGGAUUUUGAGAGCAAAAGGAGAUACAGUGUUAGAGUAAAAGCUAUCAACAGGCAAAUGGACGACCAUUUUAUGAAAGAAGGGCCCUUUGAAGACACAACCAUUAUCAAGAUCAGUGUGGAAGAUGCUGAUGAGCCUCCAGUUUUCACCUCACAGAACUAUGUGAUGGAAAUUGCUGAAGGGACCACAAAUGGCUCCUUUGUUGGUGUUAUAACUGCCAGAGAUCCAGACAAUGCCAACAGUCCCAUCAGGUAUUCUAUUGUCCACAGCACGUAUUUAAAGAGAUUGUUCAGCAUCAAUGCACACAAUGGAACAAUCAUUAUAACUAAGCUUCUGGACCGAGAGACAGCUGCUUGGCACAACAUAACUGUUACAGCCACAGAAAUGAGAAAUCCAGAACAAGUUUCUGAAGUAAUUGUGUAUGUUCAAGUUCUUGAUGUUAAUGACCAUGCUCCAGAAUUUCCAAAACACUAUGAGAUUUAUGUGUGUGAAAAUGCAAAAUCUGGACAGCUAAUCCAGACCAUCAGUGCAGUGGAUAAAGAUGAUUCAGUAGAAGGCCAUCAUUUUUACUUCACUCUGGCUCGGGAGGCCACAAACAACUCAAAUUUUACUGUCAGAGAUAAUCAAGAUAACACGGCUGGAAUUCUUACAGCAAAAAAUGGCUUCAGUCGACAAGAGCAGUUUGCUUUCUUCCUGCCAGUCUUAAUUGUGGACAAUGGAACCCCCUCACUUACCAGCACAAACACCCUAACUGUCAGCGUCUGUGAUUGUGAUACUGAAGCUAGUGCCCAGUCUUGUCGAUUUGGGGCUUUCAUGUUUUCCAUGGGUCUCAGCAUAGAAGCAUUAGUUGCAGUUUUGGCCUGCAUACUAGUAAUAUUAGAUUUGUGGUAAGAGGCACAGAAGACUCAUUUUUUACCCAGAGUAUCUGCUUCAGCCUCCAGCAGUAAAUCUAAUGGUGUAGUUAUGAACAAAAAAAAAAAGAGUGCAAGAAACCUGCUUGAAAAUACGAUGAGGCUUUCUUUGAUUAUGACUUCACCAGUGAUUUCAUCAAGAAAGAUGAAAGGCCAAAAUGCCUGCUAUAACACGGUGUCACCUAGUGAAAGCAUGAAGCCUAAUAAACUUAAACUCUUCACAAGGAACACAUAGAAAAACCUUUCACAAGGAACACACAGAAAAAUAUUUUUCCAGUAUCAGAAAGAAGAACUUUCACAUCAACAAUUGCAAUUCAAGAGAGCUAUAUCCACCUGUGACCAUGCUCAAAAGGCAUCAUUUGUAGUGAGUUACCACACUGCACAGGCCAAGCAGCUUCAUACAAUUGGAGACACUUUGUUUUUCCCAGUUGCAAUUGAUGCGAUGAACAUAAUGUUUGGGGCAACUGAAGCAAACAAGCUCAAAGCCACUCUCCAACAACACAGUGAAGUAAAGGAUCAAAGUGACAGCAGCAGAUCAAUAAAACACACUGAUGGAGUAUCUGAAAAACACAGAUUCUUUUGCUCUUCAAGUUGAUGUGAACACUGAGGGUUGUGAUGCACACUUCUUGGCUUUUGUGAAAUACACAUGAGAUGGUGCAGUUUUUGAAGACAUUCUGUUCUUCCUCUUCCCGGACACAAGAUGGUGCAAGAUGGUUCAAUGUGCUACCCAGCUACAUGCAAAACAAAAAUUUACGGUGUGAUUGCUUGGUGGGCUUUUGCACACAUGGAGCUCUGUCUAUGGCAAGCCACAAAGCAGGUGUGCAUGCCUUGGGUAGAGACAUUAGCUCCAUUUGCUGUGUGAACUCACUGCAUGAUUCAAAGAGAAAAACUAGCAUCUAAAGCUCUGAGUCCAGAGCUAUGUGAAGUUUUGCAGAAGGUCUCAUCUAUUGUGAACUACAUCAAGACUCAGCCUCUUCAUGUGUGUCUCUUUGCAAACCUGUGUGAAGACAUGGAAUCUGAUCCUGAUGUGUUGUUCUUUGACAGUGAAGCUUGUUGGCUCUUGAGAGGAAAAGUACUGGGAUGAUUUUUUUAACUGAGAGACAAGCUGCGUGCCUAUGUACUGGAUUGCAAAAAAAGCCUGAGUUCAUUGAUUUUUCUGGGUGACCAAAGGAAGAUAUGCCUUCUUGCCUAUGUCACAGACAUAUUUUGGAAACUGAAUGAAUUGAAUUCAUGUCUGCAAGGAAAGAACACCACAUACUUCAACUGAGUGAUCACAACACAGGAGUCACAAAGAAAAUUGUUUUCUGGAAGAAUAAUUUGCUGAAGACAAACUAUGAAUCCUUCCUGAAGCUUUGCAAGUUACUGGCUGACACACAGGUAAUGGCUGAGUAUUUCAGAUGACAGAAGGACCAGUUUGUAUCCUUUUUCCCCGACUUGGACAUGACAAAGUAUGAUUAGGUAUGAAGCCCCUUUCAGUGCAAGGCUGAUGCCAUUGGUUUGCCAGCAGCUGAAAUCAAACAGCUCCGAAAUUCUCUGUGAUCGAUUCCUGCAAGGAACAUAUACUCAAUGUUCUUUCCCAGAGUUCUGUGUCACUGUCAUGAGAUAAAAGGGAAGGUCCUCUCAUGGAACGUUAACUGGUUAAAAGAUAGGAAACAAAGGGUAGGAAUAAAUGGUCAGGUUUCAGAAUGGAGAGAGGUAAAUAGUCCCCUACGGGUCUGUACUGGAUCCAGUCCUAUUCAACAUAUUCAUAAAUGAUCUGGGAAAAGGGGUAAAUAGUGAGGUGGAAAAAAUUGCAGAUGAUACAAAACUACUCAAGAUAGUUAAGUCCCAGGCAGGCUGCAAAGAGCUACGAAAGUAUCUCUCAAAACUGGGUGACUGGCAACAAAAUGGCAGAUGAAAUUCAAUGUUGAUAAAUACAAAAUAAUGCACAUUGGAAAACAUAAUCCCAACUAUACGGACAAAAUGAUGGGGCCUAAAGAGAAACAGAUCUUGGAGGCAUUGCGAAUAGCACUCUGAAAACAUCCACUCAAUGUGCAGCUGGAGUCAAAAAAGCUACCAGAAUGUUGGGAAUCAUUGUGAAAGGGA
Molecule: messenger RNA, 4159 nt
Organism: Trachemys scripta elegans
Lineage: Eukaryota; Metazoa; Chordata; Testudines; Emydidae
Gene: CDH19
Product: cadherin 19
Exons: 12
Coding region: 198-2054 (618 amino acids)
Biological process (GO): multicellular organism development; adherens junction organization; cell-cell junction assembly
Cellular component (GO): catenin complex; plasma membrane; adherens junction
Molecular function (GO): cadherin binding; calcium ion binding
Source: RefSeq, a predicted model, not a curated record